AUGAAGAGCUUUGUUCCCAUCGCACUUGCGCUCUUUGGCGCCGCCCUCGCCGCGCCCGUCGACACCGAGGGCGUGCAGGCUGCAAAGAACCCCGACAUCCUCUACUUUAUGCCCGUUGGCUGGGGCAAGCGUUCUGCGGAGAAUGCUGAGAAACGCACCGAGAUGGCUAUUGAGAAGCGUGGCGAGGUAGAUGCCGCCAAGCAGCCCGAGGCCAAUGCCAAGAACCCCGACAUUCUCUACUUCAUGCCGGUGGGCUGGGGCAAGCGUUCUGCGGACGAGGAGUAA
Messenger RNA from Akanthomyces muscarius, 285 nucleotides. RefSeq lists its product as uncharacterized. Lineage: Eukaryota; Fungi; Ascomycota; Sordariomycetes; Hypocreales; Cordycipitaceae. The coding region runs from base 1 to 285 and encodes 94 amino acids. The transcript has a single exon. The record is from RefSeq and is a predicted model, not a curated record.